AUGAUUAAGCUUGCGCUCCUCAUCCGAGGAACUGCGUUGCUCCUUUGCCUAUUGAUCUGCCGAGCAGCAUCCACUUCCCAUGGUCCAGCGAGUGCAUCAAGAGCCUGCAUUGGCGACGAGCGAGAUGCGCUUCUGUCCUUCAAGGCAAGCCUCCUGGACCCUGCUGGUCGUCUGUCAUCAUGGCAGGGCGACGACUAUUGUCGAUGGAAGGGAGUCCAGUGCAGCAACAGAACUGGCCAUAUCAUCAAGAUCAGCCUCGGCAGCAUCGACAAGUAUGGCCACACGAGCAGAUGGUUGAGCUUGUCAGCAGGAGAGAUGAGCUCUUCUUUGGCUACUUUACAACACCUGAGGUAUCUUGAUCUGAGCAGGAAUUACUUCAACGGCACAAGCAUCCCUGUGUUCUUGGCUUCUCUCAAGAACCUAAGGUAUCUCGACCUCUCGUAUGUUGGAUUCACAGGAACAAUACCUUCCCAACUUGGCAAUCUCUCAAAGCUGCAAUAUCUAGAUGUCAGUUGGAAUUCUUUUGAUUCGGAUAGUUACCCAGUGAAUCUUGCAUGGUUGCCACGUCUCUCUUCUUUGAGCCAUCUCGACAUGAGCGGUGUUGAUCUUAGUUUUUCCAAGGAUUGGCAGAUGGUGAACAUGCUUCCUUCUCUUAAAGUGCUUUGCCUGAGCUCCUGUGAACUCAAUCUUCCCGUAUCUGCUAGCAUGUCACAUUCCAACCUCACACAUGUCGAGAUACUUGAUUUGUCUUAUAACAAACUCUAUACUAAUUCACUCAAGCACGCAUGGUUUUGGAAUCUCACAAGCCUUGAGGAGCUUUCUUCACUUGGAAGGGGCCAUUCCUAG
This is a messenger RNA of Triticum aestivum (bread wheat), 846 nucleotides long. RefSeq names its product receptor-like protein EIX2. NCBI's taxonomy places the organism in Eukaryota, Viridiplantae, Streptophyta, Magnoliopsida, Poales, Poaceae. The coding region runs from base 1 to 846 and encodes 281 amino acids. The record is from RefSeq and is a predicted model, not a curated record. The transcript has a single exon.